CUAAGCUUUUCAGGUGCAAGAUCUAAGAAAAUAUUUGUUAUUACUACAAAAUAUAAGCGGAAGAUUGCAGCGAUUAUAGUACGAAAUAACACAAACAUAUUAACAGUCAGGCGGUUGCGAUGGCACGAUAUGGGGCCAUGGCGCUGACGCUGGACAAGUUUGAAUGUGGAGGUGAACCGACUUCUUUGGGAAUCCGAUGGGAACGUUGGAAGAGGGCACUCCGAAUAUAUAUAGAUGCAGCUGGCAUAGAAAAAAGUGAAAAGAAGAGAGCCAGUCUUCUUCAUUUUGGGGGACAAGAAUUGCAGGAGAUUUUCUACAAUAUCCCAGAUCCAGAUAUAGAAGAUGGAGGACCUAGAAGAGAUGUCUUUGAAAUUGCAUUAUCAAAGCUAGACUCUUACUUCUCACCGAAACAAAGUAAAGUGUAUGAACGACAUUUAUUCAGACAAUUGAAACAAGAAAUUAACGAAAAAUUUGAGAAAUUUUUAGUACGACUAAGACAGCAGGCAGUCAAGUGCCAAUUCCAUAAUGAGGACGAGAACAUAAUAGACCAAAUUAUUGAAAAGGGUUCCUCCAGCGAAUUGAGAAAGAAGAUUUUACGCGCAGGAGACGACAUGACUUUAGAAAAGAUAAUCAUGGAGGCGAAUUCUUUGGAAGCCGUUAACAGGCAACUGGAAGAUUUUGAAGACAAAGCGGCAAGCAAGGAAGGAGUAAAUAGAAUAAGUACAAAGCAAAAUAAUAACAAUGUGAAGAAAUUUAAAGAACCAUGUCAACGAUGCGGAAGCCGUUCUCAUGUAAAAUGCCCGGCAAUUGAUAAAGAAUGUUUUAGAUGUAAACGUAUAGGCCAUUUCCAGCAAAUGUGCCGUAAAAGAAAAAAUCCUGACGAUAGGAGUUUCAACACUAAAAAAUUCAAAAGUAAUAAAGAAUCUCAGGACAUUAACCAAAUGACUUCACAAGUAACAGAAGAAAUACAAUAUGUCUUCAAUAUUGACAGUGAUGAUACUAUUGAAUGUGAAGUUGGAGGAGUCAAAAUAAAUAUGUUGAUUGAUUCUGGCUCCAGAAGAAAUUUGAUAACUGAAGAAACCUGGGUAGAAAUGAAAAGUAGUAAAGUACUGAUUUAUGACCAAAACAAUGAUAUGGAUAAGAUAUUUGUACCUUAUGGGAGUACAACUCCACUACCCUUACAAGGCACAUUUAAAGCAAAAAUAAGAGUUGGAAAUCAAACUCAAGAGGCUACUUUCUAUGUUAUUACUAAGGGCACAAGAGACCUUUUAGGCAGGGAUACAGCAAAACAGUUGGGUGUCCUUAAAUUAGGCUUACAAAUCAACCAAGUCCAAGAAGAAACAUUUCCUAAAAUAAAAAAUGUUGUGAUACAUAUACCCAUAGAUGAUACAGUCCCACCUGUAUCACAGCCACUCAGAAGGAUUCCUAUACCAUUGGAAAAGAAAGUUGAAGAAAAGUUAGAAGAACUAAUUAAGAGAGAUAUAAUAGAAGAGGUCUCAGGCUCAUCUAAAUGGGUAUCUCCAAUCGUACCAAUUUUAAAGGAAAAUGGAGACCUUCGAUUAUGCGUAGACAUGAGAAGGGCAAAUGCUGCCAUAAUGAGAGAAAAUCAUCCCUUGCCUACAAUGGAUAAGUUACUACCCCAAGUACGCGACGCCAAGUACUUUAGCAAGUUGGACAUCAGAGAUGCUUUUCACCAAUUAGAACUACACCCAGAUUCCAGACAUAUAACAACAUUCAUUACCGGCCAAGGCAUGUACAGGUACAAACGUUUGAUGUUCGGAAUUACCUGCGCCCCGGAGAUUUUUCAAAAAACAAUAGAGAAACUGUUACUUGGCUGUGAAGGGGUCAUAAAUUUUAUGGAUGACAUAUUGGUUUAUGGAAGAGACAAAGAAGAGCAUGACGCAAGACUCCAGCAAGUUAUAUCCGUGUUAAAUGAUAACAAUGUAGUAUUAAAACAAGAAAAAUGUAUAAUCGGAGUCACUAAAGUACACUUUUUAGGACAUGAACUAUCAGCGGAGGGUGUAAGGCCGUUGCAAAAGUAUUUAUCGGCGAUUCAGCAGUUCAGGGCACCUAAAACUGUUGCUGAAUUACAGAGCUUCAUGGGUUUGGUGAACUACGUUGGCAGGUGGAUACCCAACCUGUCAACUGUGACAGAGCCUAUGAAAGUACUUCUGCGGAACAGGCCUGGAAAAAAUAUGAGCCUACAAAAUGACUGGGGAUGUAAACAAGAAACUGCCUUUGAAACACUGAAACAAGCAAUUAGCAAGAUACCUACAUUAGGCUACUACGAUGUCACAAAAAAGACCAUUGUGAUUGCUGAUGCGAGUCCUGUGGGUCUCGGUGCAGUUUUGGUACAAAUUAACAACAAUGAACCCCGAAUUAUUGCCUUCGGAAGUAGAACUCUGACUGACUGUGAAAGGAGAUACUGCCAGACUGAGAAGGAAGCACUUGCUUUGGUAUGGGCAAUAGAACAUUUCCAUAUAUUUUUAUACGGUAAACAAUUCGACCUGAUAACAGACCACAAGCCAUUAGAAGUAAUUUUCGGACCUAAGUCAAAACCCUGUGCAAGAAUAGAAAGAUGGAUUCUGCGGCUACAAUCAUACAAAUUUAAAGUCAUAUACCGACCAGGAAAAAACAAUAUUGCGGACCCAUUGUCUAGACUCAAUGACAAUAAUCUAUCUAGCGGUCAGCCAAUAGAGCACCAUAUACAGCAGAUAGUAGAGUACAUAAGACCUAAGGCUGUUUUGCUAAAAGAAGUGGCAGACCACUCGGAGAAAGAUCCGGAAAUACAAAAAGUCAAAGCCGGACUGUACCACAACAACUGGGACGAAGACGUGAAAAUAUACAAACUAUUUCAAACAGAGUUAUGUUUUUAUGAAGAAGUUCUCUUGAGAGGUACACGUAUAGUUAUUCCAAAAGAUCUUCGAAAGAAAAUCCUGGAGGCUGCUCAUGAAGGUCAUCCAGGAAUAGUCGCAAUGAAAGCCCGGUUGAGAGCGAAAGUAUGGUGGCCUAGGUAUGAUAAAGAGGCCGAGAAGCUAGUUAAAUCUUGUGCCGGAUGUACAUUGGUAUCGGCUCCAAACCCACCUAAUCCCUUAAAGCGCCGUGAACUGCCAGAUGAAGCGUGGAAAGAUGUGGCUAUAGAUUUGCUUGGCCCGUUACCCAGCGGCGAUCAUAUUCUGGUGAUAGUCGACUAUUUCAGCAGAUACAAAGAAGUCAAAAUAUGUCAAAAGAUAGACAGCUCAGAAAUGAUAAAGAAUCUCACUGAAAUUUUCAGUCGUCUUGGAGACCCAGCGACCAUCACAGCGGACAAUGGACGCCAAUUUAUAUCAGAAGAGUUUAAAACUUUCUGUACAGAAAGAGGGAUCAUAUUACACUCGACUAUCCCAUAUUGGCCACAAAUGAAUGGAGAAGUCGAGCGCCAGAAUAGAGAUAUUCUAAAGAGACUGCGAAUCAGUCAGAUAGAGAAAACAGAUUGGAAAUUAGCCUUGUUGGAAUAUCUAAGAAUGUACAAUAGCACACCACAUUCUGUCACAGGAAAAACACCCUCAGAAUUAUUUUUCAGGCGACAAUUUAGAGACAAAAUUCCCAUGAUCAGUGACUUGGGUCAAAAAGGAGAUAUAGAUUGGAAAGAUAAAGAUAUUGACAUAGAGGUGAGGGAUAAAGACAAAGAAUUGAAAGAGAAAGGAAAGGAGUAUACCGAUGAAAAAAGAAAAGCUAAGGAAUGUGAAUUGGUGCAAGGAGACAAAGUAAUAAUGAAAAAUAUGACAAAGGACAAUAAACUAAGCACACCAUUUGGACCAACAGCUCUGACUGUAGAAAAGGUGACCGGAGGGGACGUAGAGGUCGUCAACGAAGAAACGGGCCAAAGGUAUCGUAGGAACGUGGUCCAUCUCAAAAGAGUAGAUGGAGAGUGGCAGAUUAACCUGGUUAUAGAUUAUUGA
Messenger RNA from Cydia amplana, 3941 nucleotides. RefSeq lists its product as uncharacterized. NCBI's taxonomy places the organism in Eukaryota, Metazoa, Arthropoda, Insecta, Lepidoptera, Tortricidae. Bases 120 to 3941 code for a protein of 1273 amino acids. Gene Ontology annotation, molecular function: nucleic acid binding. Gene Ontology annotation, biological process: DNA integration. The record is from RefSeq and is a predicted model, not a curated record. The transcript is spliced from 2 exons.